Messenger RNA from Trichoderma harzianum CBS 226.95, 1318 nucleotides. RefSeq lists its product as hypothetical. Lineage: Eukaryota; Fungi; Ascomycota; Sordariomycetes; Hypocreales; Hypocreaceae. The coding region runs from base 50 to 1318 and encodes 422 amino acids. The record is from RefSeq and is a predicted model, not a curated record. The transcript has a single exon.
GUUUGAAGCUUUAAGAUGCGUCCAGGCCUAUCAUUAACAAGCAGCAGUCAUGAGCAUGGAGGACUGCAAGACAAUGGUCGACAUCAUUAAGAAGGGUGCAUACAAGACUAAAAAGUCCUCUGUCAGAUCACCUGCAUGUCAUCCUCUAUAUCGACGCGCGAUACAUCCCACGUCGCGCCAUGAUCGUCCCAAAAAACUGCGCUGGCCGGAUUAUGUCACGCUGGUAGCGGUAUAUCCCACACAGGGUCUUCACAAGCGAUAUCUUAGCAUCGUCGAGGAGAAGUUUAGGACCUUGGAGCUCGAGAAUGCCUCGGACGCCUACUAUGAUGGUCAUCCGGAAGAUGAACAGGAAAUGAAAGAAUAUUUGGAAAUCGCCAAUAAUCAUGAAGAUUGGCUGCGCAUAGAUCCCAGUGAUGACGACAAGAAGGACAAAGAGAAUGACGAAGAAGAAGAAGAUGCUGAUGACAAUGAUGAGGAGAUUGAAGACGAAACUCAAAAAGGCACACUGGUCCCGAGCAUCUUGCCGCAGAAGCGAAAAGUCAGCAAUGAGAAGGACCAAGGUCAUGGUGAUCAAAUCCGUUUGCAAAAGCUAAGCUGGAUGGAUUUGACCCCUGAGGACCUUAAGGACUGCCAUAAUGGAGUGGUCACGAAGAAUGACAUUACAAUCACGCUGACCACAGAGGAGGAGCUGGAUAUAUAUCGCAGAGGAUUCGUUUCGAAGGACACCAGCAACGAGUCAUUGCGAGAGCAAACACCAAGAUCGAAAAGCACUCCCCAAUCAGGAACCAAGCCUGACCUGAAGGGCACGUCAUAUAAGAGCAGCGGCGAGAAGCCGAUCAUCGACUCGAAGAAAAGGUCGACUGAGAGUCGGAAUAACACGCUGACCAAGGAUAAUGCCAAGGAAGCUACACCCGAAGUGAGGAACGCAUCGCCAAAGAGAACCGGUGCAAUGAUGCAAGCUUUUGCACAGAUGGCGAAGACUGAUUCAGCAGUGAAGGUGCCGGCGUCUGCGAAGACCAAUGCGACAGCUGAGAAGGUGGCACAGAACAGCAGCUCAGCAGAUCAAGAGGCGCGCAUCAAGGAGUUAGAAAGAGUCAUGAAGGCUGGUCAGAAUGAUCACCAGAUGAUCAUGAAGUGCAUGGAGCGAUUGGAGAAGAACCAAGAGAUGAUUAUGAAAAAGCUUGAUGAGAAUGGAAAAGCGGAAAGGGAUCAUCAAAGUAAAAGAGAGGAGUCAGACGCUGGAGUCCUCUGGUUCAUGAAGGCUUUAGUAGAAAGCAGGGCUGAAGGAGGUAGAGAGGAUUCCGCAGAGAAGGAAUGA